Nicotiana tabacum (common tobacco) is the source of this 1718-nucleotide messenger RNA. Its product is annotated as glycosyltransferase BC10. Gene Ontology annotation, molecular function: glycosyltransferase activity. Gene Ontology annotation, cellular component: membrane. The record is from RefSeq and is a predicted model, not a curated record. NCBI's taxonomy places the organism in Eukaryota, Viridiplantae, Streptophyta, Magnoliopsida, Solanales, Solanaceae.
UAUUUAUGAAAUGAAAGUUAGAAGGUGCGAGGAACGACGUCGUCAGUAUCUCCCCCUUUUUUGGUUUCUGAACAGCUGUGCAACAAAGGAAGAAAACAAAAAGGCAAAGCACGGGAAGCAAGAUACUUGUAAUUUGGUUGUGAAAAAAGAAAGAAGGAAAGAGCAAUUGGUGUCGUCUCUCCCUUCAACCGCCACCUCUUCAAUGAGGAGAAGGAAGAAGAGGAGGAAAGAGUAUUCAAACCUAUGAAGAAGAAUUCGCCGGCGGCGACCGCCGGAAUAUCAGUGCGAAACGUGUUGUGGUUGUGGUGGAAACUUGUGGUUAUAGUUUCUCUUACUCUUUGCGUGCUAGCUUUUUUGAAGCUCCAAAGCUACUCUCUUUCCGAUUCGGAACUUUCUUCUUCUAUUUCUACUUCUUCAAUUUCUCGUAGAUCUCGAGCUGUUGAUUAUAGCGGCAAUCCUAAAGUUGCUUUCCUCUUUCUAGUCCGUCGCAAUUUGCCUCUCGAUUUCCUUUGGGGAAGUUUCUUCGAGAAUGCAGAGACUGGUAAUUUCUCGAUAUAUAUACAUUCGGAGCCAGGUUUUGUGUUUGAUGAGUCUACUACAAGAUCGCCUUUCUUCUAUAACCGCCAAUUGACUAAUAGCACCAAGAUUGACCUGCAGGUAGCCUGGGGAGAAUCAAGUAUGAUCCAAGCCGAGAAAUUAUUACUUGGGGCAGCGCUUGAUGAUCCAGCUAAUCAAAGAUUCGUUCUCCUGUCGGACAGCUGUGUUCCACUGUACAACUUUAGCUACAUAUACAACUACUUGAUGGCUUCUCCAAGGAGCUUUGUUGACAGUUUUCUUGAUAAAAAGGAAGCCCGCUACAACCCAAAGAUGUCACCCUAUAUACCAAUGAGCAAAUGGCGGAAAGGGUCACAGUGGAUCACUUUAAUCAGGAAGCACGCGGAAGUGGUUGCAGAUGAUGAUGCUGUCCUUCGAGUCUUCAAGAUGUUCUGCAAGAGACGUCCAUCGCUGGAAGCCAGUAAGGGGAAAAAGAAUAUGAAACUUCAAAAGCAGCACAACUGCAUUCCAGAUGAACACUAUGUGCAGACAUUAUUGGCCAUGCAUGGUUUUGAAGGAGAACUUGAACGUAGAACGAUAACCUAUACAGAGUGGAAUGAAUCUGUGACAAAUAUGGAGAAGAGGGGUUGGCAUCCUAUUACAUUUAGCUAUGCGGAUGCUGGGCCUGUACAGAUCAAGAGAAUAAAGGAUAUCAACAAUGUUUACUAUGAAACUGAGUACAGAACAGAGUGGUGUCGGAAUAAUUCUACUCUGGUCCCCUGUUUUUUGUUUGCGAGGAAAUUCUCACGAGGGGCUGCAAUGCGCCUCUUGAGUGAAGGAGUAGUUUCUCAGUUCGAUGCCUCCUCCAUAAUGAACUCAACUCCGUGAUUUCAUGAGUCUCUUUUUAAUAGUUUUGACCUUCACAGUAUACUUCGAUGAGGGGAUUAGUUGCCCUUGAUAGAAUUACAAUCUACGUGUGUUACAACACCUCUAGCUUACUGAUAUAGGAAAUAGACAGACAGGUGGAAGCUGAUUGUAGUAUGGUUCAUGUAAGACUUAGUACUGUAGAUAAAAUCACAUUACUUGGUAUCUGCCUAAUAUGCUAGGAAUUCUUUUCUUUCUUUAUCAUUCGGCGCAUAGUGCAUUAUAUUUCGAAUGGGAAAAGCAAGGGUUGUUGAUUUUUG